Molecule: messenger RNA, 6371 nt
Organism: Neoarius graeffei (lesser salmon catfish)
Lineage: Eukaryota; Metazoa; Chordata; Actinopteri; Siluriformes; Ariidae
Exons: 2
Coding region: 766-5175 (1469 amino acids)
Source: RefSeq, a predicted model, not a curated record
CACUUCCUGCUACGCUGAAUCGCUGCGCUACCAGCGCGCGCACGCUGCGCUGAACAGGCAGCCAAUCACAACGCUAGUUAGCAGGGCAGCCAAUAGCAGGGCAGCGGUCGUUCUAGAACGCUAGGCAGAAUUGACAUUCAGUUUGUAACGAAGCAGCAGCGCAGCAGUUGCAAAGAGAACUUCGCUACUAACACAAACUUUACAGCACAUCAGGGAAAAAAGGACAAAAAAGGCUACCGGUUUUUCACCUUCUAACUUCGGCUUCAAGCUCCAAGCUUCUAGCUUCUACUUCUGAUUCUACCUCCGAUUCUACUUCUGAUUCUAACGUCAGUUCCACUGAAAACCAAUAAAAUACAAGAAGAGUGGAAUCCUGUGUCCAAGUCCUUCCCUUUCAAGUGUGGGAAACCCUGAUGCUCACAUACACUUGACAGUGAAAAACCGAUGCACCAGUGGAAACUGACGACUGCCAGACAACUGCCAGUGAAUCACCGCUGCACCAGUGCAUCAAACCGAAACCAGUGACCAAGAAGCAAGACUCCACUCGUGCCACAACCCAACAGAGAGGGAAGACACUUCACCUGGGGGCCUGGAGGAUAAAGCUUGAAGUCAUCUGGAAAAAAGAAACGAAAUGGCGAAGUCAUUAGAAGAACUGAAAACAGAGCGAACCACAGCCAAAAGACUUUUCUCCCGUCUUGCUAACUGCAUUGCGAGAACACACUCAGAGAUGACUGUGGAGGAGCUAAAGCAAAACUUCACCAGGCUUACAUGGCAGAAGCAGCCGCAGCCGCUGUAGAGGACCUGGGCGCCGAGAAGAAAGCCGACCUGGAGAAGAUAGAGGCAUACUGUAAGCAGAGGACUAAAGAAGCAAAGCUCCUAAUUCAACAAACACUCUGGGAAUCGUAUGGGGAGAAAGAGCUGCCCCUUGCCCUAUACAUCGCUGAAGCUGACUGCAAGAGCGUCUCCUCUGCCCAGCUCAACGUGACUCUGGAGGCAUACGAGUUCAUGCUGAAGCACUUUGAGAUGUUGGUGCUGAAGGCAAAAGAAGCGCACCGUGACUGGAACCGCUGGGCUCCCGCUGCAGAACAAAGAGACUUUGAUCACCGCAUGACAGAGCUCGAAGUGCAACUUCCCCAGCUGGUGUCGCGCAAGGCCACCUUCAUCAAAGCUGCAAAGAUCAAGACAGAAUCUGAAGAGCCCACUGUCCACCGUACAGCUCCAGUGCCAGCAAUAAAGCUGAAAGCCACAGCCCUUCCAAAGUUUGCUGGCAACCAGCGAAGUUACUACAGGUGGAAGAAGGAGUGGGAAGCUCUACAGAAGCAGGGUGAACCGACAGGGUCUAGAGAGGUCAAGAAAUUCCAGCUGCUCGACAGCAUUGAUGAAAAGGUGGCCGAAAACCUACACCUGUCGACCUACAGCUCCUCAAACGAAAUCUUCAGAGUCCUGGAUAACCGGUUUGGGAACCAAGCCAACAUUGCUCUCGAGAUCAUUGAAGAUCUACAAGCAACUCCUGCAGUCAAAGCCGGCCAGCCAAGAAGAGUCAUCGAGCUCAUCCAAACAGUGGAAAAAGCUCUCUACGACUUAAAUGAACUGGACAAUGCCGAGGCCAUAAAGAACCCCAUUGUGACCAAAUCCAUUGAGGGCAAGCUUCCAGAAACUUUAAAGAAAGACUGGCUCACCUAUGCUGCUGAUGUGAGUAACGCUGUGGACCAUCACAACCGCUUUGACAAGCUGCUGGCUUACCUAAAAUCACAGGAAGCCAUAUAUGAGCAACUUGACCAACUGAAAGAUGGCGUUGAACCUGCCAAGGACAAGACCAAGUUCCUGAAGCAAGCCAGAACAAAAGCAACCAACAGUCCGGCAGUGUCAUCCAACGGUGACGCAGCAGGCUGCAUCGUCUGUGGUGACCCAAAGCACAGAAGAAAACUGUACUUCUGCAGAAAGUUUAGAACUGACCUAAAGCCAUCGGAGAAGAGGGAUGCAGCACAACAACUCGGUGCCUGCAAAAGAUGCCUCGAAGUCCACACUGGUGAAAGCUGCAAGAAAACCACUUACCUGUGCGGGAAUCCAGAAUGCAAAGACCAACACCACUUCCUCCUCUGUCCAGUUACCAGACCCCAGUCCCAAAGAACACCCAAGUUCAGUCCAGUGAGGGCUGAGGGCAGAAGACUCACUGAAACCCAGGAGCAGUUCCUCUCCAAACUCACACCAGAGCUGGCACAACAGUGUCGAGAUGCCUUCUGCAACAUAGCGUCCAGGGCAUUCAACUCCAGUGCUGCUGAGAGAGGUCUUCUAGAUGAACACUGCCUCACCGAGUACCCAGUCAUCCUAAUGCUCCUCAAUGUCACUGCUAAUGACGGACAGAGUGUCGGGACCCUCAUCGACCUGGCAUCAGACACAAACUACAUAACGCACAAAGCUGCAAGCAAGUUGAACCUGAGAAGUGAAGACGUUACACUGGUGGUUCAUGGCGUUGGAGGGAUGAAGGUGUCUGUUGCAACCAAGCGCUACCUGCUUAAGAUACGUGUCAGCACCCCAAGAGGGACACUCAAAGCACACCAACUCAUCUGCUAUGGACUUGACAAAAUAGCGGAAGUCCACAGACAUGUCCCGGCGAAAAAACUGCAGAGAAUCUUCUCAGACAUCUCCCUGGAAGAUCUGGCAAGACCAAAGGAGAUCCAACUCCUCAUCAGCCACAAAGAAGGGCAGCUGGUACCCCAGAAGGUUCGUUCCGUCGGUGACCUGGUGCUCUGGGAUGGCCCGCUUGGCAAAACCAUUGGAGGCACACACCCGGACCUCUUUGAAGAAGUCACUUUAACGGCCCACACCUCCAAGACUCACUUUGCAAGAUCCAUGCGCACUGCAGCUGUCAGAUACACUGAACUCACCUGCAAAGUCCCAGUUUCCCGCCAGUCUCCCAGACAUCCCAGCUCCCAGUCCAACACAGCCACUAGCAACAGAGACUUCCUGAAGUGGUGGAAAUGGGAAAGCAUUGGAGCAGCUUGCGAACCGAGAUGUGGAGGAUGUCGCUGCGGGAACUGUCAGCCUGGUGGGAAAGAAAUGACACUGGCCGAAGAAAGGGAAAUGGAGAUGGUGAGGGACGGCUUGACUUAUGUGGCCGGAGACCACCACAGCCCUGAACCACACUGGCACGCCAAGUACCCAUGGAAAGAAGACCCAGCAUCUCUUCCCAACAACAAGAAAGCAGUUGAAGCCACGUUCCGCAGAACUGAGAGGCAGCUGGCGAAGGAACCGGAGUGGAAAGUGGCCUACGCCUCACAAGUCCACGAAAUGGUGAGCCGCAGAGCUGCAGUGAAGCUGUCCAAAGAGGUUCUGCAGAGCUGGACCGGGCCAGUGUGGUAUAUAAGUCACCUGAUAGCCCCAAAUCCACAUUCAGUCUCCACCCCAGUGAGACUAGUAUGGAACAGCAGCCAGAAGUACAGUGGCCUCAGCCUAAACGACAUCCUGAUCAAAGGCCCUGACGUCCUGAACCCGAUCAGAGGUGUCCUGCUGAGGUUCCGCGCUGGUGUCUUCGCAGCUUUAGGGGACAUCCGCAAAAUGUACAACUCUGUCUGGCUUGAAGAAAGAGAAGUCCACCUGCACAGAUUUCUGUGGCGUGACACAGAAGAUGCAGAGAUCGAAGAAUUCGCCAUAACAAGAGUCAACAUUGGAGACAAACCUGCUGGUUGCAUAGCCCAAGUUGCCAUGCGAGAGACCGCCAGCCUGCCUUCAUUCAACCACUUCAAAGAGGAGAGACGUGUCCUCGAAGAGGAUGCCUAUGUCGAUGACAUAUUGACUUCCCACAACAACCUCGACCACCUGAAACGCCUUACAUCCAACAUUGAGCAGAUCCUUCAAGCAGGAGGGUUCUUCAUGAAGCCCUGGAUCUACUCGGAUCAAAGUGGGAGGAGCGAGUCGAGAGGUGAGAAGAUCGAGUCAAACACCAUGAUCCUGCCAAACCAACUCACCGAAGAGGAUAACAAAGCCCUGGGCCUCGGCUACACCGUCGACGAUGACAAGUUACAUGUCAUGGUUGCAGUGAACUUCUCCAAGAAGAAGAAGAAAAUGCGCCUCGGCCAGGACCUGUUGAAAGAACAAGUGAGAGAACAAACCCCCCUUGACCAUAAAGGUAACCCUGUGAAAGCAGAAAUGUGCGGAGCAGUCUUUGCAGCACGGCUGAAGAAUUACUUCCAAAAGCACUGCCGAAUCGAGGUCAAGAGGUGGUAUCAUCUAGUCGACAGCCAGACCAUCUUGGGUGCCAUACAGCAUGAAAGUUAUGGAUACCAAACCUUCUACGCAAACAGAGUUGGUGAGAUCCAGAGCAGCACUGACAUCCGAGAUUGGUGGUGGAUUCCAAGUGCCGAGAACAUUGCAGAUAUUAUCACCCGAAGGGCCAGUCCUGAUGACCUAAUCGAGAAAUCCAAGUGGCAGUCAGGUCCGCAGUUCCUUCAGCUUCCUGAGAGUGAGUGGCCAAAAAAGUCAGCGAAAGAUGUUGCUGCACAGGCAAGAGACGUCGUCACAAAAAUGCAGAAGAAAACAUUCACUGCUGUACUCACCCGAAGUCAGCUGAAGACACAAAGCCCAAUUGCAGUCCAGUGCAGUCCAACAGGAGCAGCAGUCCAAAAUCUAUUGGACGAAAAGCGCUUCAGCAGUCUAAGACGGCUGGUCGGGACGGUUGCACGGAUUUGGAGGGCGGCUAAGAAGUUCUUGCGUGCCAAGAGGGGAGAUGAAGCAAAGUGGGAGGCAAUACCUUCAUCUGGCGUCAUCACUGUCAGCGAAAGGAAAAACGUGUUCCUGAAACUAUGUCUGGCAGCGCAAGAAGGUGUGAACUUCCCAAAUACAACUACUGACAGGCUUGUUGUAUACAAAGACCAAGUAACUGGGAUCCUGAUGUGUGGAGGGCGGAUACAGGCCUUCAAAGAGGACCAUAAUGCUGUUCCCCUGCUACCAUACCAAGCCUGGGCCUCCACUCUCCUGGCCCAUGAAGCACACAGUGAGGGACAUGACGGAGUGGCAGGAACUCUGCUGCGGAUGCGAAAGAGAGCCUGGGUGAUCAGAGGAAGAAUUCUGGCCCAAAAAGUUGUCGACAACUGCAUCAUCUGCAAGAAGGAAAGAGCUCUGCAAAGCCUUGGUGGUGGAGGAGGCCUUACCUUCAGUGAGUUCCUGAAAAGUGCUUAAGCUAGCUGCUAACCUUGCCAACGAAAGGCCAAUCGAUGCCAGAGUUCAGAGCCGUGAGGACCGCAUCAACUACGUAACCCCAAACACACUGUUGCUUGGCCGAGCCACACAAACUGGAGACUUCAAAACAGUAGACUACACCACCUACUCCUUCAAGAGACUGCGAGAAAUGCAAACACAAGUUAGCCACUUCUGGAGGUCCUGGAGCCAACUUGCAGGUCCGAACCUGUUCAUCCGCAGCAAGUGGCACACUGCAAAAAGGAAUGUUGCCGUCGGAGACAUAGUGUGGCUCUGCGACCAAAACGCACUGAGGGGGCAAUUCAAGCUUGCAAGAGUGGUCAGCGUGAGUGCAGACUCCAAAAGCAUUGUCCGGGAUGUUCAUGUGAAAGUCCCCCUAGGUGGACGUGCUCGAGUGAAGACUCCAAAGCCAACCGAAAAGUCCUGGGACCCACAGGGUACCACACUGCAUCGGGAUGUGCGACGCCUCAUUGUCCUCCUCCCAGUGGAGGAACAAGUCAGCAGAGACCAGCUCGCCUGAUGGGUGCGAUCUUCCCGUGUCGCGCCACACCAAGAUCGAGUGGGAGGUGUUGCGGCGACCUGCCACAAGGAGUGCCUGAACGCAAGCUCACAUGAUUGACAGCUGCCUCCGCCACUUCCUGCUACGCUGAAUCGCUGCGCUACCAGCGCGCGCACGCUGCGCUGAACAGGCAGCCAAUCACAACGCUAGUUAGCAGGGCAGCCAAUAGCAGGGCAGCGGUCGUUCUAGAACGCUAGGCAGAAUUGACAUUCAGUUUGUAACGAAGCAGCAGCGCAGCAGUUGCAAAGAGAACUUCGCUACUAACACAAACUUUACAGCACAUCAGGGAAAAAAGGACAAAAAAGGCUACCGGUAAACCCACUGAACUUUUUUAUAUGCAAACGCUGCGCUCGCAGUAAUCCGUGGGCAUGAGAAAUGUUUGUUCCUUACCUGUGAUUGGUUUAAUGUGAUUGGUUUAAACUUCCUUUCUCAGUGGCGUGUAGUAAAAGAUCUUCAGUUAAAGUGAACAAACUGCCUGUGAAAGGGCUAAUGGUUAAAAUGGUUCUUAGUUUAAAACUGUUUUUCUGUUCAUUUAUAUUUGUUCAGCAACAUAUUACCUGAAUUAUUAAAAAUGGUUAAAAUAUACCUAAUUUACCUUAUACAUAAAUAUUUAUAUAUU